This is a messenger RNA of Ixodes scapularis (black-legged tick), 1084 nucleotides long. Its product is annotated as uracil-DNA glycosylase 2. The record is from RefSeq and is a predicted model, not a curated record. NCBI's taxonomy places the organism in Eukaryota, Metazoa, Arthropoda, Arachnida, Ixodida, Ixodidae. The transcript has 8 exons. Gene Ontology annotation, biological process: base-excision repair, AP site formation via deaminated base removal; base-excision repair. The coding region runs from base 150 to 1025 and encodes 291 amino acids. Gene Ontology annotation, cellular component: mitochondrion; nucleus. Gene Ontology annotation, molecular function: uracil DNA N-glycosylase activity.
CUAACACCAUCUAUCCAUCGAUCCCGCAAUCCCGCCACAGUUAAAAAAUAAUCGAGUAUGGAGGUAGUUGAGUUUUAGGCGGUUUUUGGUGGCGUUGGAUACGGUUGAAGAACCUGCCGAACCCGGAACACCUGCUGAUUAUCGCCACCAUGCCGGGACAAAAGCAGAUAUUAUCGUUUUUCAAGCCAGUGGGAGCCUCGAAAAGGUUGCUGUCGACCGAAGACGCCGAGAAGGCGCCCAAGAGAGCCAGGAAAGGCGAGGGCAGUGAGGAACCUGCAUCUGCAGACGAGAUUGAGCGGAAGCGGCUGCUGGCUAAGCUGAAGCUGCGGUGCCGAGCCACACCGGUGCUUACCGAGAGCUUCGGACUCGGCUGGUUCGCCGCCCUCGAGGCCGAGUUUUCCAAGGACUACUUCCACGAGCUGAGCCGGUUCGUGAUGGAAGAGCGGCAGCGCCACACGGUGUAUCCCGCCCACGAGGACGUCUUUGCGUGGACGCGCUGCUGCGACAUCGACAAGGUGGCUGUUGUCAUCUUGGGCCAGGACCCGUACCAUAACCCGGGCCAGGCACACGGCCUGGCGUUCAGCGUCCCCAAAGGAGUGGCUGUGCCACACAGCCUGAUCAACAUGUACCGGGAGCUGGAAGAAGACGUGCCAGGCUUCCAGAAGCCCCCGCACGGAAACCUGACCGGUUGGGCGGAGCAAGGGGUGCUGCUGCUGAAUGCAUGUCUGACGGUGCGUGCCCAUGCGGCCAACUCCCACAAGGACCGCGGCUGGGAGAAGCUGACGGAUGUGGUGGUGGGCUGCCUCAACAAGCGCCAAUCCAACCUCGCUUUCCUGCUGUGGGGUGCCUAUGCCCAGAAGAAGGGCGCCAUCAUCGACAGGAAGCGGCACCUGGUCCUGCAGUGCGCUCACCCGUCUCCCCUGUCGGCAUCGAGGGGCUUUUUCGGCUGCCGCCACUUCUCCAAGGCCAACGAUUACCUGGCACAGCACAAUCGACCCCCUAUCAACUGGGGACAACUGCCCUAAACCGGGCACACUCCCUCUCUCAUCUUUCGAAAAGCAUAAAGACAGUUUUAAGCAAGGCA